GACAGGACGGGAAGCGAGCGGCCAGAGCCAGCGGAGGAGCUGCAGGCCGCCUGUGCGUGCUCAGGAGGCGGGGAGCUCGGCCGGGUCCGCGCCCCAGCUCCGCGCGCGCUGCAGGUGGAACCCUUCUUCCCCGCCAAGCGCGCUGGCGAGGGGCACCGGCUGCCCGCAGCUCGCCCGCCGUCCCCGGGCUGCGCGGUGGCGCCUCGCCCAUGGCUGAGGGCCGGCGGCGGGAGGACGAGGAGGAAGAACUGCGGGAGCGCCGCGAGCUUGGGGGCCCGCGCCGUGCCCGGGGCCGCGCGCUCCCGGGCCAUUCGGCUGCAGAUCGUAACGAGCGACAUAAGCCAGAACAUCGUUCUUCAAGCCAAGGACCGUUGUCAUCCAUUAGAGCGGUGAUCAAGAGAUCUUCUCGGACCUGUAUUCAGAGUGAACUUCAUCGGGAUAGGAGGCGCCCAGAGAUCACCAUUGUGGCAGCAGAGCCACUGAGGCCGGCCUCGUGGUUCCCAGGAGCUCCACCACCGGGACUGGGAUUUCCCUCCACCCCCGUAGCAGGCCCUUGGAGACCCAAUGACUUGGUUCCUGCUGAGCUCCCGCCCUCCUAUGAGCAAGUGAUAAAAGAAAUCAACCAAGUUCAGGUUAACACUACCAAUAACAAUAAUGCCGCUGCCACGCCAAGGAGAACUAUUACUUCUGCAACUCAGACCGACUUUCCGGAAGAAAUAGACAGUGAUCUGCCUCAAAGUAAUGCAACCCUACAGGCGCCUCUCAAGCCUCUUCAGGCUUCUCUGGCAGCCCCAGCUGGUAAUCCCCCACCAAGUGUGGCGCCUUUAAUAGUCUUUGAUGUUUCUGAAGAGCAAAAUUGUCCUGAAAACCCCAGUGCUACAAGAUGUCCAGUGCCAAGACCAAGAUCAAAGAGCAACCUCAGACCAGUAGCUAGAGAUAGUAACAGCGAAGAGAAAGGGAUCCAGAGAAGCCCUGCGGGCCCAAGAGAAGGCUGGCUGCUGGAUGGCACCUGCGGCUUAGAUAGUCAGGCCGUGAUGAACAUGAUGAACACAGAACAAAGCCAAAAUAUUGUUUCCAGGAUCAAAACCUUUGAGGGUCAGGCAAAUACAGACAUCUCGGAACUGCCCAAGAAACCAGAGAUUAUCCCUCGCACGGUUCCCCCGAAACCUGCUGUUUCCUCGGGGAAACCCUCGGUGGCGCCCAAGCCUGCUGCUAACAGGGUUUCUGGACAGUGGGACUCUUGGACGGGAAACAGGCUGAAGGUGGCUUCCAGAGAAGGGCUCACCCCAUCCUCAUCGCCACAAGAAGCCGGGGGCAUCCCAGUAACCAAACCUGAAUUGCCAAAGAAACCAACUCCUGGCCUUACGCGCAGUGUGAACCAUGAGAUUCUGGGAGGAAAGCCCAUGGCCGAGCACCCUGAUGUGGGGAAGAAAAUUCCAACUCCUGCUCCCCGGCCUUUGCUGCCGAAGAAAUCGGCCUCCCCAGAUGUCCCAGCUUACCCUUCGGCUCCACCAAAACUGGUUUCGGUUCCUCCCCGCCUCUCAGUAGCAUCCCAAGCCAAAGCGUUCAGGUCACCGGGAGAAGGGCCUCCAGCCAACCCUCCAGUCCCAGCUCCGCAGAGCAAGGCCCUGGGGGACAUUGACCUCAUCAGCUUCGACGAUGAUGUUUUGCCCACCUCAGGGAGCCCCGCCGAAGAACACCUCGGUUCUGAGAUGGUUCUAGAUCCCUUUCAGCUCCCCACAAAAACAGAACCGACAAAAGAAAGAGCCUCCGCACCAGCGCCCACCAGGAAGCCUACUGUCAUUCGAAUCCCAGCCAAACCAGAAAAAUGUUUACAUGAGGAGCCACAAUGCCCACCUCCUCUCCCUGCCGAAAAGCCUGUUGGAAAUACUUACAGUACGGCGUCUGGAAAGCUCGGCAACACAGACAGGACUAGACACCUAGAACCGGAGCAAAUCAGUGAAUCGGGAGGCUUGGUACAAGGACCCCCCAGGUUGCCACCAAGACCUGUCCAUGGAAAAGUCAUGCCAGUUUGGAAGCCUCCUCCCAAAGGGGCCCCUGAGAGACCACCCCCCCCUAAACUUUCCGCAACCAAAUCAUCAAGUAAAAAUUUGCCUUUUAAUCGGUCCUCCUCUGACAUGGAUCUCCAGAAAAAGCAAAGUCAUUUGGCCUCAGGACUCUCAAGAGCCAAGAGUCAGGUCUUUAAAAGCCAAGACCCGGUGCUACCCCCUCGUCCCAAACCAGGACACCCUCUCUACAGGAAAUACAUGCUGUCUGUGCCUCAUGGAAUUGCCAAUGAAGACAUUGUCUCCCAGAACCCCACCGACCUCUCUUGUAAGCGCGGGGACGUGCUUGUGAUCCUGAAGCAGGCAGAAAAUAAUUACUUGGAAUGCCAACGGGGAGAAGGCACGGGCAGAGUUCACCCAUCCCAGAUGAGAAUUGUCACCCCCCUUGAGGAGCGUCCAAGAAGCAGACCUGACGAUUCAGGCCACACUCAGAACCCCAUCGACAGCGGUGCACCCUAUGCUGUGGCUUUGCAUGACUUCCCAGCAGAGCAAGCCGAUGAUCUGAGCCUCACAUCUGGAGAGGUUGUUUAUCUUCUCGAAAAGAUCGAUGCAGAGUGGUACAGAGGGAAAUGCAGAAACCGGACUGGCGUUUUUCCCGCCAAUCACGUCAGAGUCAUUGUUGAUAUUCCAGAAGGAAGAAGUGGAAAAAGAGAUUCAUUUUCGUCUCACUGUGCUAAAGGCCCACGAUGUGUUGCUCGGUUUGAAUAUAUUGGAGACCAGAAGGAUGAGUUAAGUUUCUCCGAGGGAGAAGUAAUUAUUCUGAAAGAGUAUGUGAAUGAGGAAUGGGCUAGAGGAGAGAUUCGAGACCGGACUGGGAUCUUCCCCCUUAACUUUGUGGAGCUUGUCGAGGAUCUUCCCCCACCUGGUGCAAAUAUUCUAAACACAAAGGUGCCACCAAAGACCAAAAACGAAGACCCUGGCUCAAAUUCUCAGAUUCCCACUCUGAGACAGGAUGGCAGCCCUGCUGGAGAAUGGUGCAAAGCCCUUCACAGUUUCACGGCCGAGACCAGCGAGGACCUCUCUUUCAAACGCGGAGACCGGAUCCUGAUCCUUGAGCGGCUAGACACAGACUGGUACCGCGGCCGACUGCAUGACAGGGAAGGCAUCUUCCCAGCUGUGUUCGUGCAGCCCUGCCCAGCUGAGGCAAAAAGCGUGGCUACCACAAUAUUGAAGGGGAGGAAGGUCAAAGCCCUAUAUGAUUUCCUUGGGGAAAACGACGAUGAACUCUCUUUCAAGGCUGGAGAUGUAAUAACAGAGCUGGAGCCCGUAGAUGAUGACUGGAUGUGUGGAGAGCUAAUGGGAAGGUCUGGAAUAUUUCCCAAAAACUACGUUCAGUUUCUGCAAGUCAGCUGAAGGUGAAGCUUGGCUGUUCCUCGGCACGAGAACUCACUUGAACAUUCACUUUGACUAUCAGAUAUUUUGCACUAUUUUUUUAACAGAAAGAGAAAUAUCUAAGGUGUAUGUGGUACACUAGGAUUUCUGAGAGCAGAAAACUUGUAGGUUUUAUAGUUUAGCUUUAUCCUUGGUGGUAAGGUGUACGUAAACCGAGAGUGGGAACACCAGCAAGGAAACGCUAGUGGGGAUGGCAGGCAGAACACGUCCCCUGGGAAAUUAUCUGGAGAUGGCAGUGUGGGGCGGCUAACGAGCAAGAGCUGCACUCGUACACCUGUCCCCAUCGACACAUGUGAAUUAACCAUGCUUCUUCAUUUUCUACUUUAGUUUAAAAAGAGAACGUUUGACAUUCUACAUGCUGUAACUAUCAGGAUAUGGAUGGUAAUCUGAAUUUCAUUUUUGAUACUGAAAUUAAUUCUAACAGUUUGAGCACACUAGUCUUAGUCCCAGGGCAAAUUCUUGCUUCAGGACAGAUAGUUUGGUAACUACUGGGACAUUUACAAGCAGGUGGGGAAAUAAGCUCAUGUUCCCCGAAAUGCUCCUUGUGUUUCCCAGCAUUUCCCAUUUGUCCAGGGACUUGAAGGGUCAAAAGAACCAAAACCAUCCCUGAGAUGCCUUGCUAAUACAACUAACCCUUGCACAGACAUGCCACACUUAUCUCUUUGUCCGUGUAUACUUUAUGUUAACAGGGUUAUUAUAAAGCACACUUUCUGAAUCUGCAAUCAUUCCUUUGACAAUUACUGGUACCCAAAGGAAACUCAUUUUCUUUGCAUUACCCCAGUAAUACAUAAAAGCUUUGUCUUGUUAUAGUAGUACAUUAUGAAUCAUGAACAAUAUCUUCAAAUACAGAGCAAAUGGUAAGAUGAAAAACAGUACCAAGGCCUCGUAGCUCAUUUCUUCUCAAUGUAAUCAGAAGGAAAAAUGAUUCAAGACGACUGAAGGCUGGUGCAGCCCUCCCCCUCCACCGCACCCCCAGCUCAUCUCUGCAGUUAUUGGAGUAAACACAAGACCACUUUCCCGCUGACUAGGGUAACAUGUUCUGAGCUUGAAAACUGGUUUUUGCAUGACUGAAUCAAUUACAGUUUACAAACUACAGCCAAAUGGAUUGAAGACAAUCUUCCUGACGGAUCGGUGGGUUAAUAUUUCACUGGAAAUGUACACUUCCCAGUGAGGUUCGUGGCUUUCUUCUCUUUUUUGAGAAGACUUCCACAUGCUGGACCACUUCAUCAUGUGUUGCUUUCCCCAUUAUCUAAAAAGCUGGGCAACCAGUGAUUCCCUGAAUACGUGACUUCUAUAAGGAAGUAAUAUUUACUUUAUCUUUGCCUAUAUUUCCUAUCCCUAGCAUAUGGUUGCAUUUGAUUUUGGAAUUAAGGACCUGGAGUUUUUACUACAUUUGGGGUGAAAAAUGUAUAAGGAAAACUCUUGUCAGUUUUCACUCAGAUUAAUUUCAUGAGACUGGGAUGACUUAAAAGUGUUAUCCAAACUAAAUUCUCAUUUGUAGCCAACUAUACAAGAGCAAGAAGGGGUCAAGGGUGUAGAGGGGGGCAUGAAGUGUCUUUGCCUGUGGGGUUUCAGCAUCUAAUAGUAAAGAUUCUGAAAAACCUAUCUUUAUUGAGGAAAAAAAAUCCCUCUUGAAUAUUGGCCUUCUGUAAGCAGAGUGAUAGGUGCAAUAGUUGUGUAUCUACUUGACACUAUAAUAAACUGAACUUUUCAAUUCCUUA
Chionomys nivalis (European snow vole) is the source of this 5179-nucleotide messenger RNA. It is a transcript of the gene Sh3d19, whose product is annotated as SH3 domain containing 19. Gene Ontology annotation, molecular function: protein binding. Bases 210 to 3419 code for a protein of 1069 amino acids. The record is from RefSeq and is a predicted model, not a curated record. NCBI's taxonomy places the organism in Eukaryota, Metazoa, Chordata, Mammalia, Rodentia, Cricetidae. The transcript is spliced from 21 exons.